AUGUUCAAUCCUAGUGAUUAUACCGUGGGCUGGAUCUGCGCCAUAAAGACCGAGUAUGUCGCCGCCAUAGCAUCUCUCGACGAAAAAUAUGACCGUCCAACCAAGCUACCGUCUGCCGAUCAAAAUGACUAUACCCUGGGAAGAAUCAGGGAUCACAAAGUUGUCAUCUCCGUGCUCCCAAUGGGUGAGUACGGCCUCUCCUCAGCAACACAAGUGGCCGUGAGUAUGACACACGCCUUUCCGAACAUUCGCAUCGCCCUCAUGGUGGGCAUCGGCGGUGGUGCACCAAGCGCAAAGCACGACAUCCGGCUUGGAGAUAUUGUCGUUGGCAUGCCCAAUAAUGGUCGGGGUGGCAUUCUUCAAUAUGACUUUGGCAAGAUAAUCCAGGGCCAGGAUUUCAAGCCAACGGCCUUUCAUAACCAGGCACCUACUUUGCUGCGCGGCGCAGUAAACGGGCUUGCCGCUGAAUACGAAACCGAAGGCAGUCAGAUUGUGGAAAUUAUCAGCAAGAUCCUAGAGACAAAACCGCGACUGAAGAAGAAAUAUUCGCGCCCCGAUCCGACGACCGAUCGACUAUAUAAGAGUGAUGUAUUGCACCCCGCCGCAAACGAAUCACCCUGCGCUACCGCCUGUGGAGAGCAUGUCUCUUCUCUAGUUUCACGGCCUCCGCGCACCGAGGAGGACGAUGAUCCAGCCAUCCAUUAUGGCCUUAUUGCAUCCGCAAACAGUUUAAUGAAGGAUGCUAAAAUUCGUGAUGCCUUCGCGGAGCAAAAUGACGUCCUUUGCUUUGAGAUGGAAGCUGCUGGCCUGGUCAACCACUUUCCCUGCUUGGUAAUCCGUGGUAUUUGUGACUAUUCCGAUACACACAAGAACAAGGAGUGGCAGGGCUAUGCAGCUAUGACAGCAGCAGCUUACGCAAAAGAGCUGUUGUAUAGAAUCGUUCCUCAUGUUAUUUCACAGCAAGAAGCCAUCGCCAAUGUCGUGAAUGAAGGCGAUCACUAUAUUACGAACAUCAACAAUUAUGUGAGGGAAGGCGAUGGCCGUACCAAUAUCACAUUUGAAGGCAAUAACUCUGGGUUUCAGGUUGGUAUGAAUAAUGGCUCGAUCAACGGGACGAGGAUGGGAGGCGGACCUUAA
Molecule: messenger RNA, 1137 nt
Organism: Penicillium longicatenatum
Lineage: Eukaryota; Fungi; Ascomycota; Eurotiomycetes; Eurotiales; Aspergillaceae
Product: 5'-methylthioadenosine/S-adenosylhomocysteine nucleosidase family protein
Exons: 1
Coding region: 1-1137 (378 amino acids)
Biological process (GO): nucleoside metabolic process
Molecular function (GO): catalytic activity
Source: RefSeq, a predicted model, not a curated record